AUGCAUCCUAGAUCAGGCGCAGACCCGGACGCGCAAUGGCCGCCGAAGUCACCUCACGACGUCCUGAUGAGCACCCCCGGCGGACGCGAGCGAUUGCGACGGCUAGCCGAACGAACAUCCCCAUCACCAUCACCAAGCAAGAGAUCCAGAGCAACGCCUGCGCUGGGCGCAAGAUCUGCGAACCCAAGACGGGACGAUGCGGAAGUCGACGAUGGUAUCGACGUAGAUGACGAUGAAGACGAAGAGAUGCUCCAAUUGAAACUGGCUGCCAUACAGGCGAAACUCAAGCUGAAGAAGCUGCAAAGCGCACGGGCGAAGAAAGAUGUCGAUGUUGAGCCUAGUUCAUCGCGACCCGAGCCGGCGUCUAUACCCAAUCAUGCAGCAACGAGCCGAUCACAAUCCCGCGCCGAGGCCAUGCGAUUGGGCCAGACACUACCACGGCCACAGUCGCAGGUGGAGGUACAAGUCCCGGCAUCACCAGUCAGAAGAGCUCAGACAGCGCAAGGCCAUACAUCUCCUAGUAGAGUACGGCUGGGCAUCGACAAAGGCCUGAAGGCAAAGGACAUCUCCUUGAAGCGGGUACCGAGUGUGAGGAGACCUCAGGAGGGUCAAAACGGAUCACAAGGAGGCUAUCUUCGGAGAGCACGCACACCAGCUCCGGGCGCAACGAACCAGGAACGGCCAAAGACUUUCAGUGAGAGGCUGGCAGAAUCAAGGGCCGAGGAAACAGGUCGGCGGGAGCGUCAAGAGAGAAUAAAGAAGCUGAGGACGAAUGCUUUCGACCUUGGCAAGCAGGAGAUGGAUCAGUUCAAGAACAGUGCAACAGAGAUACCCGAUAUAUCCAUAGAAGCAGAGCAGUACAGUCGGGAUGAGGUGGUGGCUGGCGGCGGUAUUAAAAGAAGCAGCACGAUGCCCAGUCUAGGGCGACAGGAUGAAGACCAAUCAGCAAACAGUUUCGCAACCUCAGAACCCUGCGAGUACAGCGGCACGACUACUCGCAAGAAUGUCCCUCCGUCUGAAGUCCCAGAGGAAGAGGCUUCAGCGUUCGAACCGUACUCCAGCGUCCAUCUCUCGAAGCGAAUCAUACCACACCCAGUAUUGACACGCAAUCUAGCUGGGAAGAAGACAUACGUCAUCAAGGAUCUCUUGAAGCACGUCAAAGCGCCAGACUUCCAGUUGGCAGAGGUCGAGCAGGACAUAGUGGUCUUCGCCAUCCUGGCCUCCAAGUCUGAGCCUCGCGCACACAAGAACACAAGCAACCUCAAAGAGAAGACGGAAGUAGACCCGGCACGCGGGAAGUUCAUGGUCCUGAAACUAGUCGAUCUACAAUGGGAACUCGAGCUCUUCCUUUUCAACACCGGAUUCGAACGUUACUGGAAACUGAUCCCAGGCACACUCAUUGCGAUACUCAACCCGACCAUCAUGCCGCCCCCACCAGGCCGCACCGACACGGGCCGGUUCAGCCUCGUCAUCAACAGCGGACAGGACACGAUCCUGGAGGUGGGCAACGCGAGAGACCUGGGGUUCUGCAAGAGCGUCAAGAAGGGCGGCGAGUACUGCAGCAGCUGGGUGAACCGCAAGCGCACCGAGUACUGCGAGUUCCACAUGAACCUAGCCCUCUCCAAGAAGCAGCAGGCUCGCCAGGACGUCAACGCUUUCAACACGGGGCUCGGACCCAACAGCAAGAAAAAGGGGAACUCGUACCGUCUGCCAAAAUGGGAGGAGCACGCCAACGAUCCCAAGAAGAGCAAAAGGGGUAAGUACGACCGCGAAACCCACAGCGCCUGGUUCAUGCACAAGCCCAGCGCGGCGGCCAUGCUCGACAACGAGGUGCUGGGCGGUAACUACGGCCAGGUGACCGACACAGUCGAGCGCAGUCAGGCACUGCGGCGGCGGUUGGCCACCCAGGAGAAGGAGCGCGACAUCAUGAAGAAGCUGGGUCAGGUCGGCAGCGGCGCCGGCAAGGAGUACAUGUCAAUGGGGCCGCAAAAGCCGUCGAACCCCAAAGACGGGUUUGGCUCGAGCAUGGCAUCCAGCACCACACAGGCGACCGAGGACGGCCGGCCGCCCCAGCUGGACGCCAAGGCCCUGGGCCUGGUCCAUGAGAAAGGCUCGGAUCGGCCCAAGAUCCACCUCAGCCCCGUGAAGAGGAAACGCGUCGACAGCGCCAUGUCGUGGAAUGCGCCGAAUUCGUCCGCGCUGAGGAGUAGUUCCAGCGUACAGGGAACGAAUACCGCGAAUUCAAAAGUCGGCCUGGGCUGGGGCGCCCCUCUCAAGGACAAGCUGUCACGCAUGAAGGAGGGCGAAAAGCUAGCUGGCCGCAAUAGCAAUAAAGGGGAUGAGGGGGACUCCUCCGAGGUUCAACAGGUGCCGAGUUCGAGUGUUUCUGGCGGCGCUCCUCCCGCACUCAGGGCUACUACUACCGGGGAUGGGAACAAAGACAGAGCCCGGUCGCCGGCUCGAAAGAAGACUCGUUUCGUCACUGAGAAGGGCAUCCGCGAGGCUGGGCGCGAGAGCCUGGGCGAUGAGCUGGUGAUUGCCAAUGCCAACGUCAAUGCUUCGGGCGCCGAUGCUGAUGCUAGGAAGGGAAAGGGCUCCUCUGGAAAGGCAAAGGGGGUCCGCAUGCAUGGGCGCGGGAUGGUCGUGCUUGAUGAUGACGAUGAUGACGAUUUGCUUAUCCUUGAUUAG
Messenger RNA from Anthostomella pinea, 2688 nucleotides. The record is from the annotation of a GenBank genome assembly. Lineage: Eukaryota; Fungi; Ascomycota; Sordariomycetes; Xylariales; Xylariaceae.